AUGGCAAUACAGGUGGAAGUAGUGAUCGUUCAUUAUGUUCAUUUUGAAAACAUUGAUUUUAAUCAUUUUUUCAAAUUUAUUUCCACAGAUUCAGGAGCCAUCAUUGUCGAGGCCCGUGAUGGGGACACGGUGAUCCUCCCCUGCGACCGAGUCCUCCCGACCCCGCCCCCAGACUUCCCCGUCGCUCUCUUCAUCCUCCAAUGGCAACGCCAGGAUAUCUCUCAACCCUUCUUCGUCCUCUUCGACUCCAGCGACGCCAUCAUAAGCCCCGCCUUCCAGGGGCGCGUCUCUCAGGUGGAUAGUGGGGCGUCGCUGGCCAUGACGGGUGUGACGGUCGACGACGCCGGUAUCUACGAGUGCCAGAUCAUCGAGCUGUCCGACUUGGAAAGCAUAGGCAAUGGAACUUUUGUGAACUUGGUUAUUUUAGGUCCCCCUAAAUUCAUCUCAACCCCUCCAGACCAUGUCGUCUUCCAAGAGAACGCAGAGGCGUCCCUCCAGUGCCAAGGUAGCGGUGUCCCCUUCCCCACCAUCAAAUGGUACAGGCAGGGUGAGCUGAUCACAUCCAACAGCCGGAUCACUCUGUCGGGAGAUACCAUUACCAUAAAGAGGGUGGUCCGAGGUGAUGUGGGGACUUAUUCCUGCGUUGCUGAGAACUCUGAGGGCAGCGUGAUCAAUGAUACAAGAUUUGUUGUCGAAGGGCCACCAUACAUCUUCGUCCCUCCCCAAGACACGUCUGUCACCCUCGGCCAGUCGGCUACCCUCAGCUGCGAGGCCCUGUCGUCCCCUGACAAUCUCACCCAGCAGUGGUUCUACGAGGGACUCCUGGUCCAGGACGUGGAGCAGCUCCAGCGGAGGGUGACGGUCUCCGCCCCCCUAGGGGAGCUCCUCAUCAGGGGGACAGAGAGGGGGGACAGGGGGACCUACUCAUGCACCCCUACCAACGGACUCGGGACCCCGCCCACUGCCAGUGCCUUUCUAGAUGUGCAAUAUGCUGCCCAAGUAGUUUCCAUGCCAACCGAAGUGUAUGCAACUCGAGGAGAGGAUGCGAUCAUCCCGUGCAAUACCAGUUCCAACCCCGCCCUUCUCUACGCCAUAUGGAGGAAAGAUGAGGCGGAGCUUCGAAUCACUCAGACCAAUAGGUAUUCAAUAACCGAAGAAGGUUCGCUUGUAUUAGGGGUUGCAACACUCAACGACCAAGGCUCCUAUACCUGUACACCAUACAAUGACCUUGGUACAGCGGGUCAAUCUACUCCAACUCGUCUGAUUGUAAUAGAUCCACCAGAAUUCAGUAUUCAACCCGAGCCGAUGUAUGAGAAGUCUGUGGAUGACUCAGUGUCCAUGCCAUGCACAGCUACAGAGAGUGCAGUGGACACUACGCUAACAUGGAGAAAGGUGAAUGGAGACCUUUCUAUCCGAGCGUUCAUCACGGAGAAUGGUCUAGACAUCAUGAAGAUAAGCAAAGAAGACCAUGGAACCUACGAAUGCAUGGCAACCAAUCAGGUUGCCACGGUGAUAGCAUCAGCAGAUCUUAUCGUCUCUCCUACAAGCCCACAUACUCCUACCAACGUUGCCGUGGUAACCAGCUCAACAUCCGCAUACAUCUCAUGGGAGGCUGGCUAUGAUGGCGGAGGGACACAGACAUUUGCAAUCAGGUACCGACCCAUGGGUACCACUGCUGGUCUCUGGACCACCAUCCACCCCAUCCCAGCUACAUACAUGUCCAUGCUGAUGUACAGUCUCACACCCAGUACGGUGUAUGAGUUUACAGUGACAGCCAGCAAUGAUCUGGGUGCGAGCGAGCCCAGUGAUACUGUGACUGCUACAACCAAAGAUCCUGCUCCCUUCGUUCAUCCUACCGAUUCUACAGGUGCUACAGUAGUCCCUCCACCAGAAGAUAUUAAGCCAUCCCCACCCCAAAACGUGACCCUGACGACCGGGGAGGAUGGCCUCUACCUCUCCUGGCUUCCCCCAUCCCGCUGGUCCGACUACGUGGACCACUACGCCAUCGAGUACCGCAUCGUUGGACCGUGGCUUAUCCUUGAGGAUAGGAUCAGUGUGGACGACACCCAGGUGCUUCUCAGGAAUCUCCAACCGAACAAGACGUAUGAUUUCCGUGUGUUUGCAUUCACGGUGGCCACCUUCAGCGAUCCGAGUAUGAUAGUGGUGGGCGAUACUAGAGAUCUUGGUGUCUACAUCCCGACUCCGACCUUCCAGCCGAGAUCAUCGACCCCGGGCAUAAUCGCCGGGGUGAUCGGCGGUCUCUGCUUCCUCCUCAUCGCUCUCCUCCUCUUCACCAUGGCCAUCAUCAUCUCUCAUCGGAAGAAGGAGAAGAAGAAGCGCUAUUUUUUCACUGCUAAUGGGGGCCACGUGGAAGCCCAGCCCCAUCCUCCUCCCAAUAAUGCCAACACUUCUGAGCCAAGGCCAAGUGCCCUCCAGAAGAGUCUUACGAAACUAAAAGGCAAGCUCAGCCCCAAGCCGAACCGCGCCUCCCCCUCCCUCUCCGACCCCUCCGCAUCUGCCAAUGGAAGCGCCAACGGCAGUGCCAAUGGCCACCAGACCACUGCUACGCUGAGACCUCAGAAGCGCUCCCUUCGUGAUCGCAUCCUCAGUCGGUCGAUGGACCCACGAUCGGCCAGCUACAGGGUGGAGUCGGAGAGAGAGGAGGAGGAGAUACCGACGGUCAGUCGUCGCCUUGACUACGAGCGGACCUCGGCCGCGCCCUCUAGAACCGGUGCUAGUGAUGGAGAAGUGAAUGAUUUCAACGAUAUCACCUUGAUUCCAACAAACAUCAGAGAAAGUUCAGAUCAAAAUGGUUUCCUUCAAGAGCUUCAUCAGCAUCACCGUCUACAGCAAGGUUCAGAGACUAGCUUCCCAAGUACGUCUAGCGGACGGGAAGACCAGCCCCUCACAGAUCCAACUCGCGGAGGGCGACGACACCACGAACGCGGCGACUACGUCUACUACCACGGACAAAUGCUUCUGAGUGCCAUGAGCUCGGACGAUGAUUUAAGAAGCAGUAGAGAGGGUACGGUCAGUCGUGAUGGGGUUGUGAGGCAGCCCAGUGAAUGGGGCUCACAACCCUUGCAGACUUUCGGGCAGAAAACACCCCCGAGGUAUACGCACCCACCGGAAAAUCAACCAAAACAGGGAGGAAAGACACCAGACAGUCGCGGUGCUUCGCCUUGGACAGAGGAUAUCAGUGAGAUUGGAACGAACCCGGUUUUUGACCGACAAAUGCAUAGACAUAGUACGCGGAAGGACCUUCAAGGCGCCAGAGCUUCCAUACAAAACUACUCGACGGUUAUUCCAAGAAUGCAAGGCUUAUCGCCCAGUGCGUUGGAUAGCAUGAGCACAAUAGCGGGGUCAGUUAGCGGUCGCAGCAUCACACCGACACCUAUGGAAUUCCAGGAGUACCCCACGGGUGCGUCGUACGAGUUCUCCUCACAGCAGCAGCCAUCGCCAGAAGUGCCACACCCCAGGAAGGCGUCGCCUUACAAGGACAUGAUGCGUGCGAGUGCGGACGUGUACAGCGAUCCAAGCAUCGUAUCCGUAAGCCCGCUUGGUUCGCGGGACUUCACCGGCACGGGUUACCAGAGCCCGUACGACACGGACGCGCAGCAGUCGUCGCGCUUCGGAUCAUACGCACACAGUGACGUCUUCUCCCCACCCGCUGGUGAUAGGACAUUUGGGUAUACUGAUGACGGUUAUGAUGCAUCACGAGAUGUGAGCAAUUACCAAAGAACUCGGAGCUUGCAGAGAGGAGAGGAGGGUGAUGUCAGGUUAGAAGAUAGUUCAGGUCGGAGGUCGAUGUCACCGAGGUCAGUGACCCCUAGAGCAAAGUCACCCAGGUCACCACAUUAUAGAUCACCUUCAUCUCAAAGUUAUACAAGUACAUUGGUAGACCCUUCAUUGCAGACUGAGGACACCUUGAGACCCCAUACCCCACGCGACCAGACCAUCUCACCGAUACCAGCUCAGAACGAUCUCAACCGAUCGCAUAGACAAUCUCUAUCCCCUUCCGCCAUGAGUAACAGCCACGAGAGCUUCUCAUCAAUAGAGGGCGGGCGAGAUCAGAGCCUCGUCGGCCCCCUACCGACCUUUGCACCACCACGUAGGACGCUAUCCCCGGUCAGUCAGCACUCGUUGAGCAGCGGAUACGGGAGUCGUAACACGUCGCAGAGCACGACGAAUACGUCGUCCAUCCGCGGGAGGCGGAGCUUCCCGAGCAUGGAGGAAGUCCAGGAGGAACGUGACGAGACGCGGAGUCCCGUCUCGGACACCAAGAAGGACGACUCAACGGACGAGAACUACGAGUUCGACAAGGGGCUCGACACAGAACUCAUGGAGGCCCUGAAGCGGUAUUACGAACCUGAAAAGUCGAUGUUGGUCGACGACGAGAACGGGGAGGACGUCAAGCCGGAGUACGCGGAGAAGCGUUGUGAGGAACUCAAGAAGGAGUUUGACGAGUAUCGUAAGAAACAAGCCAUCAUUGAGGAUGUCCAGGUAGAAGCCAUACCUGACAUCGCUAGGGAAGUCUACAAGCCUCCGAAGCUCACUUCCACCGUGUGACCUUACACACUCAUAAGCAAUAGGUGCUGGACUUACUGAGCAAUAGAACAGAGUUUAUAUAUUUGUAUCAGCAUUUUCAGCUUGAAUCAUGUCUUUCUGAUCAUGCUUUUGCUGGUGGUGUUGACAAGUUUUCAGAUAUAUUUUUGAAAAAGUCUAUUUAAGUGUUGAGCUCAUUUAUUCCAUUCCUGUUAACUUCACAUCUUUCAAUAUCAUUCAAGAUGGCACUAUAUUCUUUAACUUAUCUAAUUAGUUACCUAAAGAAGAUGGAAGUUUUCCUUUUUGUAUAAAUUCAGGGGUUCACAACAAAAUUUCCUAAUUCUUUAGAUAAAAUUCAAUGACAAAAAAAAAAUUGUUUUCAAAUUGCAUUGAAAAUGAAUAUUUUUGUUUAGUACUUAUAAUAAUUUUGAAGUUUUGUGAAGGGUAGUGUGUGGUAUUGCUCAUAGUUGUAUGUGCAUCAUCUGAAACGUCUUCACCACAAGUGGAACAAAUUAAUCUCUUUAUUUCAAUUUUGUUAUAAUAAACCAUUUCAAUUAAAAUUACUGCACUUGAAUAUGUCCCUGCCAUCCACUUUUCCCAAAAUGUUUGUGAUUUCACAAACAUAGAUAAAUGCCUAGCUAGUUAAAUGGGGUACUUACAAGAACAAUCCGUAUUCUGUUCACUUUAAUGGUACUAAAUGAGAGUGUGAGUGAAAUUUACAAUGAUGUAAAUUAUUGCAAAGUGAGCGUGUGGGUGAAAUUUACAAUGAUGUAAAUUAUUACUAAAUAGGCGGUGUCACACAGAAAAAUCCCUUUAAAAAUCCCUUGAAAAAUCCUUUCAAGGGAGAAUUUUCUUGCUUCAUUAGAUGAUUUUUGAAGGGAUAAUUGAUGACAGACUGCAAUUAAAAGGAUACGGUAACUAAAAUCCAGAUAACUAAAAUCCGGAUUUUUGGCCUCUGUGUGAUACCACCUAGUGAGAAAGCGUGAAUUAAAUUUAUAUGGUGUACUGUAACUUACUUUACUGGCGAUAUGACAAAGAAAGUUCUUUCUUUUGUAAAUAGAUUUGGCUGAUUGAACAUUGUAUUUAUAAACAUUGCUGAACAUGUACAUGUAUGUAAAAACAAUUUUACAUACCACUGCAUGAAAACUUUUUAUUACCUCUUUGGAAGUUGUUCAAAACUUCAUGUUGUACAUUCUUUUAACUAUUUAUUGUUCUCUGUAUUGACCAGAGAAUAUUGUACGAACAAAGCUGAACAAAUAUUUUAUACGCUAUUUGUACGUGUAAAUAGUAAAUACUAUUUUUCUACUGCACCGAAGACAACUUGUGACUGAAUGUGAUACUUUUAGAUAUGAUCAUGUUUUUCAAAUUAGGUUGUUGGUGUUAACAUGCAUGUUUUUGUGUUUUAUAGUUUUACCCCAUUGUGUAGAUAUUUAUGUAUCUUUGUGUUAAUAGUGUGAAAAAGUUUGAUUUUGCAGCAGUAUUUAUGCAUCAUUGUGCUAGUUUUGGUUAAUUUCCCUUAGUUACGUAUGAUUUUGUUUAUAUGUAAGCAUUUUGUAUUUUUAUACAAGUACCGUAUGUAAGAAUAUAUAAGUCACAGAAACGGUCAUGUGGAUUCAUAACUUACUCUUUAUUUCAGUUCAAGUUGUUUUCUUUUUCUACCUUUCUUCUUAUACAUUGUCAUGUAAGGAAAAUGACAAGUAUUCCACCGUGUAUAUCCAUGUAUCAGUACACAGCAUUUGUAUUCAAUUAUCAAAAGUUUAUGGCAGUACUUAUGGUUCAGUACUGAAUUGUAAGAUAAAUCUGAGCUCUGGUUGAACAGGACUGCAUUUUAGAGGAAUUUGAUACAAUUGUUUUAAAUUGUUUAUUAUCCAUUUAUUGUGUAUUUGGACAAACAUGAUUACCGGUAUAUAAACCAACUGCUGUUAACUCGUUGAAAAUCACACCAUCUAAAGUACAGGCAAAUAGAUAUGAAUAGUUCUGAAUUAUCCUCAAUUAGAUGGGGAUUAUUAAUAUUGUCAUUAAAACGGUUUAUUGUACACAUGUUUAUAAUUAGCACUGAACAAGCAAAAUUAGAUUUUAAGUAUAUAUCUUUGCUCUGUAAUGCUAUGUAAUGCGGAUAAACUUUGCACACAAAAAUACCAUGACACAAUACCUUGUUCAGCAUAAUAACAUAGCAGUUCCAAAGAGAUUACCUCAUACACAUUUGCAGCAUGUAAUCAUCGUCUGCUUUCCGCAAGAAGGCUGUUCACUGCCAUUGACUCUUAUUGCCUUCUUGCAUGGAGCUGACGACACGUAUACACAUACAUAAACACAGCAGUUCAGCUUUGACUAUCCUUGACUUUUGUAUGUUGCAUUUGCAAUGAUUGCUAGAGGUUUAUACAGUGAUUAAUAACAUUUGCUGAUAAACUAUUUUCUAAUUCUUGCCAUUUUGUGUGUCACAUAUACUUGUAUCUGACGAAAUGUCAGAUUCGUUUUUGGACUUUGCCUAGUUUUUACAUGUUCUAUUGUGUCUGUUUUUUAAGUCUGUUUUUGGUAUCAUCAUAAUUCCAAAUAUGUCACUAUACCUCACUGUAAAUUACAUGCACUUGACUGGAUUUUUAUGAUCAAAUUGUUUUUUUUUGUAUCCUUCCAAUUUAAAUAAUCGUAUGUCUGCCUGCUAAAGGAACCAAAGUUUGUUUAUCUAAUAAGUAAUAAUUUUCUGAUAAGUAUUAACACAACUCAUAUGAUUGCAGUAUGGCUUCAAAGAUAUAACUGCAAUUGGUGUAGGAUCUCUUUUAUAAGAUCAAAUUUUUAAGUAGGCAUCAGAUAGGCACCUUUUUAGCAUCAUUUUUCCUUCUUCCUCUUUCAUUUUAUCGUGAAGUCUAACUCAAGUUUAUCAGAAUAUCUUAAUAUAUGGUCAUAAUUCACCAUUUACAUGUAAAGACAGUGUCAUUGGUUUGUAUACCAAAAAUCUCAAAUUUGUCAAGGAUUUUACCUCAUUCUUUUUUGUUAUUUUCCAAAUGCUAAAACAAAACCAUAUAUGUGAUGUCUUUUUAUCAACUCUUGCUGCAGAGAUGCUUGUUGACAAGAUUUAUUUGAUAAUCUGUUGUUUUAUUACACUAAAUGAAAGAUAUGUUGUAGGGGGGACCAAUACAAAUUCAUACCUGAAGAAUAUAGUGCCACUUGUUGAAAAGAUUAACAGUAUGCAUAUAUCUUUGGUGUUAAAUCUUUAAAUUAAUCUUUAGGGGUUUUAGAAGGGAAACAAAUUUUCAAUAGCGCUAUGAGCACCGAAAGGUGGACCUGUGCGCUAUACAAGUAGCCACUAUUAUUAUUAUUAUUUCCAAACUUUCAAACCAAUAUCAUGGCUAUUCUAAUUGCACAGAUCAAUGACACUGUCUCUUUAAGUUCUUUUCUUACAUUUCUUUAGAUUAAAAGCAACUUGCCUUUGGCAUUAGUAAUCAUCACCGGUUCUCAGCAUAAACUAUUAUCUCAGCACUUCUUGUUUUGUUGUAGAUAUCUGUUUUUAUAGUUCAUGUCCAUAGUGUUUCUUUUGUAACAACUCUAUUAUCAACUCCGAAUCAGUAGUAACACUUCUCAUAGAUUCAAUUAUUUUAGUUGUCUGUAAGGCACUUGUUGGAAAGUUUUUCACCCAACACUGUUUGGAUGUAGUUUAAAUCUUUCUCUUGCCAAUUGAGCACUUCAGGUUUUCAAAAGAUCAAAUUUUAAUGCACAUAGAUAGUGCACAAGAGAGACAAGAUUGGUGACAUUGUUUUAACAA
This is a messenger RNA of Strongylocentrotus purpuratus (purple sea urchin), 8302 nucleotides long. Its product is annotated as protein turtle homolog A. The record is from RefSeq and is a predicted model, not a curated record. The transcript has 17 exons. The coding region runs from base 1 to 4569 and encodes 1522 amino acids. Lineage: Eukaryota; Metazoa; Echinodermata; Echinoidea; Camarodonta; Strongylocentrotidae. Gene Ontology annotation, biological process: cell-cell adhesion. Gene Ontology annotation, molecular function: protein binding.